AUGAAGCUCCGCAGCAAGGCGGCGGCGCUGCUCCUGCUCGCGCUGGCCGCGCUGCUGCUGGCGCUGCUGUCCCUGCGCGCCGGCCGCUCCGAGCCCCCCGCACCGCCCGGGCACCCCGCGUCCGCCCCGCAGCGCCACCCUGCGCCGCUUCCCGCGCGCCCGCCGGGGUCCCGCGCCCUCCCGGGGGCCCGCCCGCGCGCUCCGAGGCGCAGGCCCCCGCGUCCGCGUCCCCGAGCCGGCCGCCGGGGCGCCGGCAGCCUGGACAAGUUGGCGAGGAGGCCCGGACAGCUGAGGAGCGUCCAUGCUGUCCUGCCGCCUGAGCUCUGGAUCCACCUGGCCGUGGUGGCCUGCGGCAAUCGGCUGGAGGAAACACUGGUCAUGCUCAAAUCAGCCGUGCUAUUCAGCCACAGGAAGAUCCAGUUUCACAUCUUCACUGAAGACUCUCUGAAGCCUGAGUUUGAUAAGCAGUUACGACAGUGGCCUGACUCAUAUACAAAGAAGUUUGAGCACAGGAUCUACCCCAUCACCUUUUCUGUUGGAAACCCUCAGGAAUGGAAGAAGUUGUUCAAACCCUGCGCUGCCCAGAGACUCUUUCUUCCGGUGAUUUUAAAGGAUGUGGACUCGCUUCUCUAUGUGGACACUGACGUCCUCUUUCUGAGACCUGUCGAUGACAUCUGGAAGCUUCUGCGGCAGUUCAACUCCACCCAGCUGGCAGCCAUGGCCCCAGAGCAUGAAAUCCCCAAGAUCGGCUGGUAUAGCCGCUUUGCUCGCCACCCUUUCUAUGGCUCUGCGGGAGUUAAUUCAGGGGUCAUGCUGAUGAAUCUAACUCGGAUAAGAAGUACCCAGUUCAAGAACAGCAUGACUCCGACAGGCCUGGCUUGGGAGGACAUGCUGUACCCGCUGUACCAGGCGUACAGGAACGCCAUCACGUGGGGGGACCAGGACUUGUUAAAUAUCAUCUUUUACUUCAACCCAGAGCGCCUCUACCUGUUCCCCUGCCAGUGGAACUACCGGCCGGAUCACUGCAUGUACGGGAGCAACUGCCGAGAGGCUGAGCGCGAGGGCGUGUCGGUCCUGCACGGCAACCGGGGCGUCUACCACGACGACAAGCAGCCCACCUUCAAGGCGCUCUACGAGGCCAUGCGGGACUUUCCCUUUCAAGACAACCUCUUUCAGUCCAUGUACUACCCUCUCCAGCUAAAGUUCCUGGAGACGGUGCACACUCUCUGUGGACGGAUCCCACAAGUUUUCCUGAAGCAAAUCGAGAAAACCAUGAGGAGAGCUUAUGAGAAGCACGUCAUCAUCCAUGUGGGCCCUGACCACACGCACUGACCGUCUCCUCGAGUUCCGGGCCCUCAGGCUUCUGUGGCCAAGGAAGUGCCCAGAUCUUUUUCUGUGUGAAU
This is a messenger RNA of Marmota flaviventris (yellow-bellied marmot), 1403 nucleotides long. It is a transcript of the gene Gxylt2, whose product is annotated as glucoside xylosyltransferase 2. The record is from RefSeq and is a predicted model, not a curated record. Gene Ontology annotation, biological process: protein O-linked glycosylation via N-acetylgalactosamine. Lineage: Eukaryota; Metazoa; Chordata; Mammalia; Rodentia; Sciuridae. Gene Ontology annotation, molecular function: UDP-xylosyltransferase activity.